Juglans microcarpa x Juglans regia is the source of this 1097-nucleotide messenger RNA. Its product is annotated as adenylyl-sulfate kinase 3. Gene Ontology annotation, biological process: sulfate assimilation. The transcript is spliced from 7 exons. Lineage: Eukaryota; Viridiplantae; Streptophyta; Magnoliopsida; Fagales; Juglandaceae. Gene Ontology annotation, molecular function: adenylylsulfate kinase activity; ATP binding. The record is from RefSeq and is a predicted model, not a curated record.
GAAGAAGGUGGAGGGAGUGGCACUCGACUCGGUGUGUGUCCAGAUUCAUUCAUUCAUUCCAAAAACCAAAAACAUUAUAUACCCCUCAACAAAAUGGAACCCCGCAAAAGCACGGGAGCACCACCACCGCCUCCACCUCCACCUCCACCACCGUAUCCACAAUUCACUGAUUUCCCUCUCACCCAAACCAGCAAAAAGAAGGAAAGUUUCCGAUGUCUACUCUGAGCAAUUCAACAAAUAUAUUUUGGCAAGAAUGUCCAGUUGGGAAGCUUGAGAGACAAAAGCUACUUAAUCAAAAAGGUUGUGUCGUAUGGAUUACGGGUCUCAGCGGAUCAGGAAAAAACACUCUGGCAUGUUCACUAAGUAGAGAACUGCACUCUAGGGGAAAGCUGUCGUAUGUCCUUGAUGGGGAUAACCUUCGACAUGGACUGAACUAGGACCUCAGUUUCAAACCAGAAGAUCGGACUGAAAAUAUACGGAGAGUUGGGGAAGUCUCAAAACUCUUUGCGGAUGCUGGUCUGAUCUGUAUUGCGAGUCUGAUAUCUCCAUAUAGAAAAGAUCGGGAUGCUUGCCGUGCAAUGUUGCCAGAUGCGAAUUUUAUUGAGGUUUUUAUGAACAUGCCUCUAACAUUGUGUGAAGCGAGGGAUACAAAAGGCCUUUACAAGCUGGCACGUGCUGGAAAGAUCAAAGGUUUUACUGGGAUAGAUGAUCCAUAUGAACCACCGUUGAAUUGCGAGAUUGAAAUACAACAAAAAGAUGGGUUUUGCCCCACACCAGGUGCCAUGGCAGUGCAAGUAGUGUCAUACUUAGAGGAGAAAGGAUAUCUUGAAGAUCAGUGAUUGACCUUGUGCCUGAUCUUGAGCAAUCGAUCACCCUCAAAGUAAAGGAUGUCAUUUUAAACACAAGUGGUGGCAUACACCGUGCUUUGUACACCCUCGGGCUUUCAGUAGAGAAACAGUGGGCUCGAAGUGUUUGAAAUGAGGAAUAUUGCUUUUAGUUAAUAUUUUCUGAUUUUUUUUGUCUAGAUUGGCAGGGUGUGAAAAAUAUGGGAUCUGUGCUGUAAACUCUGAAUUUAUUACCAAGUACCUCUUUCUUUC